UAAAUUUGCUCUCCUCCUAAUAACCCAACCCCCCAACCCCAACUUGUUCUGGUACCCCCCACGCAUCCGGCUUCCACCACCCAAAAUGGCUCUUUGCAACACCAACUCACUCCUCCCCACUAAAUCCUUCCAAAUCCAAGCUCUUCCACCACCACUCAUAUCUUUUCCGACCACCAUCUCCGCCGUCCAUUCCCCUGACCCAUCCAACAAAUCAUCGUCAUCUUCUUCAAAACCAUCCUCACCUGCCACAGCAGCCACCGUCUCCACCUCCACCCCCAAACUCUCAACAACAUCAACCCCAAAAUGGACCAUAGACAGCUGGAAAUCCAAAAAGGCUCUUCAACUACCGGAAUACCCAGAUCAAAACGACCUGGAAUCAGUGCUCCAAACUCUAGAAGCCUUCCCACCAAUCGUAUUCGCCGGAGAAGCACGCCGCCUUGAGGAACGACUCGGUGAGGCCGCAAUGGGGAAUGCGUUUCUGUUGCAGGGUGGCGAUUGUGCCGAGAGUUUCAAGGAGUUCAAUGCGAAUAACAUUCGUGAUACUUUCAGAGUGAUUCUUCAAAUGGGUGUCGUGUUGAUGUUCGGAGGUCAAAUGCCGGUUAUCAAGGUAGGAAGAAUGGCUGGUCAAUUUGCUAAGCCUCGAUCGGACUCUUUCGAAGAGAAAGAUGGUGUGAAGCUACCAAGUUACCGAGGGGAUAAUGUGAAUGGUGAUGCAUUCGAUCUGAAAUCAAGGACACCGGACCCUCAAAGAUUGAUUAGAGCAUACUGCCAAUCGGCAGCCACUCUUAACCUUUUGAGGGCAUUUGCCACUGGAGGGUACGCAGCUAUGCAAAGAGUGACCCAAUGGAAUCUUGAUUUCACGGAGGACAGUGAGCAGGGUGAUCGGUAUCGUGAGCUAGCCAGCCAAGUUGACGAGGCUCUAGGCUUCAUGUCAGCCGCUGGUCUUACAGUUGAUCAUCCCAUUAUGACCAUCACCGAUUUCUGGACAUCCCACGAGUGCUUGCACUUGCCUUAUGAGCAAUCUCUUACUCGAAAAGAUUCAACUUCCGGCUUAUACUAUGAUUGUUCGGCUCAUUUCCUUUGGGUGGGUGAGCGAACACGACAAUUGGAUGGUGCCCAUGUGGAAUUCCUCAGAGGAAUCGCAAACCCUCUUGGAAUUAAGGUGAGCGACAAAAUGGACCCAAACGAGUUGGUCAAACUCAUCGACAUCUUGAAUCCCGAUAACAAAUCCGGAAGGGUUACGAUCAUAACAAGAAUGGGAGCAGAGAACAUGAGAGUGAAGCUUCCUCAUCUUAUUAGAGCGGUUCGAAGAGCCGGUCAAAUUGUCACUUGGGUCACCGAUCCUAUGCACGGCAACACCAUUAAGGCUCCAAAUGGUUUAAAAACUCGACCCUUUGAUGCUAUUCGGGCGGAAGUGAGAGCGUUCUUUGAUGUUCAUGAGCAAGAAGGAAGUCACCCAGGCGGGGUUCAUCUCGAAAUGACGGGGCAAAACGUGACCGAGUGCAUCGGUGGAUCGAGAACCGUGACCUUUGAUGAUCUCGGGUCUCGCUACCACACCCAUUGUGACCCAAGGCUCAAUGCAUCCCAAGCACUCGAGCUGGCCUUCAUCAUCGCCGAGCGCCUAAGAAAGCGGAGAAUUGCAGCUCGGUCGAUUAAUUAAGCUUUAAAUUGACCUAUAUUUGUUAUGCUUUGAUAAUAAAUUACAUGAGCUUGAUUUAAUAAUCGUCAUUUGUAUUGUACGUGGAUACUCAAAUCUAUGGUUUUAAAUAUAUAAAUUAAAAUUUGUAAAA
Cynara cardunculus var. scolymus (artichoke) is the source of this 1790-nucleotide messenger RNA. RefSeq names its product phospho-2-dehydro-3-deoxyheptonate aldolase 1, chloroplastic-like. Bases 86 to 1660 code for a protein of 524 amino acids. The transcript is spliced from 5 exons. Gene Ontology annotation, molecular function: 3-deoxy-7-phosphoheptulonate synthase activity. Gene Ontology annotation, biological process: aromatic amino acid biosynthetic process. NCBI's taxonomy places the organism in Eukaryota, Viridiplantae, Streptophyta, Magnoliopsida, Asterales, Asteraceae. The record is from RefSeq and is a predicted model, not a curated record.